Messenger RNA from Jaminaea rosea, 5018 nucleotides. RefSeq lists its product as hypothetical. Gene Ontology annotation, biological process: protein transport. The record is from RefSeq and is a predicted model, not a curated record. Lineage: Eukaryota; Fungi; Basidiomycota; Exobasidiomycetes; Microstromatales. The transcript has 2 exons. Gene Ontology annotation, cellular component: cytoplasm. The coding region runs from base 123 to 4928 and encodes 1601 amino acids.
UAACCGUCUAUUCUCCUACUCCAAUCGCACUUUGACCCCUUUCCACAUCCUACUACCUCAUACCCAGACCUCCUCAUAUCACAGCCCACCAUCUAUCACGCUACGCCACCGAGCUCGCCAACAUGACGUUUGGUCUGGGCAUCGACUUUGGCCCGCCAGAGGGCGUCCCACCUCCUCGUCAGCCACCCCCUCCUCGUCCAUCUUCGCAGCAAGAGCGACGGCCUCCUCACGCCGGUGCUGGCAAAGGUCUACCAGCGGUACCACCCGCAUACGCUCGUCCUGCUCCUGGCCACCAUGGUCACCGUCAACAACGCCCACACACAUCUGGCGGCCGCUUGGCCAGCCCGCAGCGCAGAGUUCGUAUCGCAAGCGGCCAGCCCAACGUCCUCGGCAUCGGAGCAGGGCACACCACGGACGAGGACAUCUACUCAUCUCCAGAGGGCACACCAUCUACCCUCUCAUCACCCCGCGAGACCUUCCGUUCCAUUGCCGAUCCCAGGCUCAAUGCCAAUGCCAAGCUCACCGUUGCCAACAUGAGCGAUGUCGACUCAAGCUCGGCUUAUGACUCCUCUGCGCCCAGUUCAAGCUACCUUGGCAGCUCCUCGCCUGCAGAGACCGAGACGAGAGGCACCUCCUACCACUCCAGCGCAGCGCAGUACGCCAGGAACCUUGGUAUGAACAAAUACGCCUCCGAGUCUCAGCCUGACCUUGCCAAGAGCGCGGUACCUGCUCCGGCCAGCUCAAUUGCUCAUGGUGGCACUGACACAGCCCCUCCGCGGCCACAAACCAGACCGAGAAGCCAGAGUGCAGCAAGGGUGCCAUCCGGCACCAGUCUUGGUCGCGCGUCCGAGGUUCGCCCAGGCUCUCGCUCACUAAGAGUUGGCGCCAGCCUCAAUCGUGGAACUGAGCCACAGAGUGGAGCGAACGCUGCAGCAGGAAGAGCAAUUGGGCACCACAAGACUCAGUCAUGGGACGGCGGUCCGAUCCCAGUACUUCAAGGCCAGGGCCCUCGAUUGCCGCUCAAGCCGGGCGAGAUGCUGCAGCUGAAAGAGCCUACGGACAGCGGCUCGGCCACGCCUAAUAGCGAGGGUCUCGUGCCAGAUGGUUUCGGUGGCUACCGAGAACCGAGCGACCGUCAGAUCGAAGCGUCCCGUCCGUCCCCCAUCGAGGAGUCAUCCCCCGAGAUCGCUCAUCAACGCCCUGUACCCACCGAGCGUGCCGCUCCACCACCAGCAAGCGCACAGGCACGCCAACCACACAGUCGAAAUGACAGCAUUGCUUACUCAGAAGCGUCUUCCCACGCUUCUCACGCCUCGUCCACUUCGACAUUCACCAAUGGCGCAUACCCGCAGAUGCCGUUGCGUGUGGGAGCCGUCUAUAGUUCAGAGGGCAUGGAAAUGAAGGCGCAGCCACAGCAGCGAGGUCCACGGGGGAGACAGGCGUCGGAGGGUAGCUUCGUAUCGGCCGUCGAGGAUGCACCAGAAGAGGAGCGAGUCAAUGGUCCUCCUACAACGCAAUCUCGUGCAGCCAGCAUCGGUCCUAACGCCAGCAUGAUGCGAAGCCCUGGCGGUGGUCAUCAGUCCAAGUCAGCUCCUACCGCUACCGCAGAGCAGUCUUCGCAGAUGACUCACUCGAUGUCCAUGCCAUUGGUCAAGAUGCACUCGAUGCGAGGGUACAAGGCGUUUGAAGGGGCUGAACGCGGUGAGGGCAUGGUAACUUUGGACGCUGACCAUGGCGACUUUACGCAAGGGCAACGCAUCAUGCCAGGCCACCUGGGAGACAUCGAUGGGGAUGCGAUUCCGGACAGGGGAGAAAAGGUGGCUCCUCUGGAGGUCCCCGUUCGCCGCGCCACGAUGGCUCAACAGCAACAACAGCCGAUUACGGCAACCACUGCGUCCACGCAACAAUCUCGCCCUCGUUCGCGCAGCGUAGGCAACCUUACACGACCGACUCCGGAGUCUGGAGUCAACCUCGAGCGCCACGGUACGCUCAUCAACCCCUCUGCCAAUCCUGCUCGCCGAUCUCGCGAUCUUCAGCGUCUACUGGGCGACUCGAGGCGCAAGGCUGCUUCCACAACAGCGUCCGACGGGGAACGAUCGCCUACGAAGAGCACGGGACUGCAGCGCUCAAAUGCUGUCGCUAGCGGCGCACAACCGCCUGCUAUCCUCGAGCAGGGCCGUCGCAAAGAGGCUCGAGUUGACGUUGACGUUCUGCUGGAGAGUGACCUGGUCGUUGAGGGCGGUAUGCUGCGUGGUCGCCUCGAGAUCAAGAUCCGCAAGCCAUCCGGCGGCGAAGGUGCCGUCUUCUUGGCUCAGCCCAAGGUCCGUGUCGUGGGCUUUGAGGAGCUGCUCGGUGGCGACGAUACGAGGCACAUCUUCUUCCAUCACGCUGGCUUUGUACACGGCGACGAUGAGCGCGCGCAGCCUUUCAUGCUGCAUGGCUCGCCCAACGUUACGUCGCCUGAGAGCGAGGGACGUGUGCCGCUGCCCUGCUUCGCCACGCAGCCCGACGCAGAGGGCUAUUCUGUCGGUCGCGAAGGCGUGCACUCUAUUCCCUUUGCAAUGGAGGUGCCUAUCGGUAAGGGAGCCAAGGGCAGCUACCGUGGCAAGUCCGCCCAUGUCCGCUACAUCGUUAUUGGCUCUGUCAAGCUCAAGGACAAACACGGCGGCAACCGCUCUAUUGCUCAUUUCUACCGUCACGUUGACCUCUAUCCCUAUCUCAACCCGGCGGUCGUCCUCUCGAGCGCUCCUCGUCCAAUCUCUGCAGAGGGCGAAAAGGGCCUGUUCCUCGGCGGCUCAGGCAAAGUCAAGCUCUCAGCUUCUCUCCAUCGCGCAACGUGGGUGGCAGGUCAACGAGUCUACGUCAACGUCAAUGUUGCCAACGGGACCAGCAAGAAGAUCAGCUCAGCCUCAAUGACCCUCAUCCGCACUGUCACGUUGUAUCGCCCUCGUCCCGAGCUCAAUCUCGGGCACGGCGAGACAACCAUCGAUCCGGACGCUUGCAACACGUCGACCACGCGCAAGAAGGUGACAGAAGAAAUCCUGGAAAUGGGUCAAAAGGGCAGCAGAGGUUUCGUUACGGCCAAAGGCUGGUGGACUGGCGUUGAAGGGCACACGACACUUGACUUCUCGCACCACCUCGCCAUCCCGCAGGACGCGCUGAGCAUCUCUCGCGGUCGCCACGUCGAGGUGUCGUACCACAUCCGCAUCACCCUGGGCACGUCCAUGUCCACGGCCGCCACCGUUGAGCUACCCCUCAAGAUCAUUAACUUUGUAUCCCUUGACCCGCCACCCGUUAAGUCUGCCUCGCCAGCAGCGGCGCGCGCUUGGGCAUCGAACGCGCUGGCUACGUCGACGAACCUUGAACGCCAGUCGGUCUCCUCGGACGAAGGAGAGAUGAUCGCAAUGGUCAAGUCAGCCGAGGCUUUACGCUCGCCGGGUCGCAUGGAGGUGGCUCGUGGUGCGACUUCCCCUGGCUCGAACGCACUGCUAGCCCUUUCGCAGCGAGCAGCACAGCGCAAUGGUCAAAAACUCCCUGUGCCACCGCCACAGGCUGCUCAGCAGAGCCAGACGCUGCAAGCGCCUCAGGAGCCAGCACAGCGUGGAGUGCAAGGUCGCCGCUCGCUUGACUUCAUUCGAACAGCUACGGCGCGUCGCACGAGCAACCAGGGUCAGCCUUCCUCAGCAGCCAGUGAUGCACCUCUGCCAAUGGGCUUGGGCAUUGAGGUGGGCGCUCCAUCUGUGGACGCCGACGCUACGCCACGGAGUGCCACGUCGUCCAGUUUCAGCGGCAGCGACAGUGAGGGACCACGCUCUACGGGUGGCCUCGUACGCCGACGCUCCUCGUCCAUUAACCCCUCGUGCCUGCCCUACGAGCACAUUGACGUCCCCGCUCCCAGCUUUGGCUUCCCUUUCAUGCAGCUUCCAGGUGUCUACAACAAUGACGAGAACGAAGAUGACGCCGAAGCGAGCAAGGCCUCGGCGACAAUUGCGAAGGCCAAGGUCGCUCCCGCUCAGCUGGCCAAGGCGAACAGAGCUUCUUCCCCUCAAUCGACUGUCGCGACUAUACCCUCUCCCGCCUCAUCGCACGAAGCUCUCACGCCGGAGAGCGCUCAUGGCGAUCUGGGAGCGGCUGGGCCAGGCGACCUAAACGACGAUGUGUACGACCUCUCGACGGAAGCUGUCGUUCAAUCAUCUCACCAGGACCUGCCAGGGCGUAAUGGCGACUUGGGGCUCGGCCUUGGUCUAGUCCUCGAUGGCGGUGAAGAGCCCAAGAAGCCGCAGCCUGCCCGUCUACAACCCCUCAAAUCCUCCGUCGCCGGCCCUCGCGAACUCGGCGGAAUGACUCGGUCGCACACAGCUGCCGCCCUCGCCAGCACCGCUACAUCCACCACUACUUCACCAGCACGCAAGCUUCGCCAUUCGAACAGCGCGAAUUCGCUCAGCACCAAAGCGGCUGCGAACGCGACGAUGGCGAAGGGAGGGGUGGCCGUGCCUUCUGUGCGAAACAAGAUCGCCCUGCUGGAGAGUAGGGCAAAGGCGCUGCAUGAGUUCACGCAUCCUACGUCAACCACCCCAGAGGGGACGCCGAAGCGUAGCAGCAGGGCCGGCACGCCCAGCAGUGGCACGCCGACGAAGGUGAGAAGCGGGACGCCCACCACAACCACAACCACUCCAGACAGGCGCAACAGCGGCACGUCUACCCGUCCAGCUGUCAACGGCGACCGUCUUGCCCCUCGAGCCAGUAUCGCUUCUACCACGAGUGGCGCCAAUUUGUCGCGCAACAGCAGCAAGAUCUCUUUCGCCAGCACCGCAGCGGGCAGUGAUGCUACGGGAGGUACGGGCGAGCAGCCUUCUUGGAUGCAGAGAGCGGACAGUAUCGGGAGCUUCAAGGCGCCAAUGCUGAGGGGGCUUGGAGGCACUAGGUGAGGUUGAAGUGUCGCCAACGGUACAAUCCAUUGUUUAUAUCCUACGCUACUAUUACGGACCAACUCUUUUUCUCUCCCUUUCCUGUCCAUC